Messenger RNA from Odontomachus brunneus, 1185 nucleotides. Its product is annotated as odorant receptor 13a-like. Gene Ontology annotation, molecular function: olfactory receptor activity; odorant binding. The record is from RefSeq and is a predicted model, not a curated record. Gene Ontology annotation, biological process: detection of chemical stimulus involved in sensory perception of smell; sensory perception of smell. Lineage: Eukaryota; Metazoa; Arthropoda; Insecta; Hymenoptera; Formicidae. Gene Ontology annotation, cellular component: plasma membrane. The transcript has 4 exons. Bases 1 to 1185 code for a protein of 394 amino acids.
AUGGCAAGUGAACAAUGGAACGAAGAUAUCGCAUACGCGAUGACUCCCUUAAAGCUUGUAAUGUGGCCUCUGGGUGUCUGGCCGCUUCAAGUUUAUAACAUAUAUUCUUUAAUACGAUGUGUCCUAACUACUUGUUUCAUGAGCAUAGUAGUCAUCUUGCCGACGAUUGAGUUUUAUUUGGGCUGCACUGACGCGGAGCAAAAUAUCUAUGCCCUUAUGUUGACCUGUUGUGGAAUGCUCGCUGUGACGAAGAUGAUAUGUGUCCGCAUUUAUGCGACCAACUUUACUAAGAAUUACAAAUCCGCUCUAAAUGAUUAUAUGUUAAUCGAAAACGACGAGCAACGUGCAAUUAUGCACAGACACGCUUUUAUGGGGAGGGCUCUCUUGUAUUCCACGAUAUCUAUUGCUUACAUUGAUGCUGUCCUAUAUUCCCUAAUACCUUUCUUGGGUAAUGAGUAUAAUAAUCAAACCAACAUAACAAAUAAGGAUAUCAUAUUGGAGUACACAGUACCGUCAAGAUGCACUUUGAAGUACUUGAACGUGCCAGACAUGCAUAAAAUGUACUGCCUCAUUGAAUUAAUCUCGAUGUUACUCACAUGCACGAGCAACUAUGGUAACGACACUUUGAUCCUUCACGUUGCAUUGCAUAUUUGCGGUCAAGUAAAAAUUCUGAAGUACAAGUUCAUGAAUUUUAAUGUUACGGGACCGAAAACCAAUGAUCGUUUUAACGCAAUAAUUGAAAGACACUCUCAUUUGAUGGCAAUGACCAAAAUACUUGCCGAUGGAAUUAGUUUUAUUUUGCUAAUGCAGUUAUUUAUUAGUAGUGUAUUUUUAUGCAUAGCAGGAUUUGAAUUUAUCUUAGCGCUGAAAGUGAACGACGUUAAUAUGAUCUUAAGAAGCGCCAUGGUGCUCAACGCUAUUCUAGCACAAAUAACUAUAUACAGUUUUGUGGGAGAUUACUUGAAAUCUCAAAUGGAAGAAAUUGCUACAUAUAUUUACCAGAGCGUUUGGUACGAUCUUCCUGCGACAUUGAUGAAGAAUUUAACAUUUGUAAUCAUGCGGUCUCAAUCUCCCGUGCAGUUCCAAGCUGGAAAUUUCAUCGUGAUAAACUUUAUGACAUAUAUGAGCAUCCUGAAGACCUCUGUUUCCUAUUUAUCAGUACUUCGUGUAAUGGUAGAAUCGUAA